Messenger RNA from Drosophila gunungcola (fruit fly), 3162 nucleotides. RefSeq lists its product as uncharacterized. The transcript has 6 exons. The record is from RefSeq and is a predicted model, not a curated record. The coding region runs from base 368 to 2836 and encodes 822 amino acids. Lineage: Eukaryota; Metazoa; Arthropoda; Insecta; Diptera; Drosophilidae.
ACCAAGUUUCAUUUUCAGUCGAACUGCCUUUGAGAAAGCAACAAGUUGCUCCGUGCGGGUCAGCAUUUGUUUUAAUUAUUUCUUUCCAAUCGAGACUCGCGGCGUUCUUUUGUAUACUUUUUUUUUUCUUUUUCUUAUUGUUUUUCUAAAAUAUUUCUGUGGAUGACGAAGAGCAGCAUUAAUAUGUCUGUGCUUUAGUGCGGCCCCUUUAAAAACGAUCGCUGCCAAAAAGAAGGAGGGUGGUAGUGCGGAUUUUUAUUGCACCUAAUCUAUUGCCAAUCGAAAACGAAAUUGUUUUACAAGUAAAAAAGAAAACAAGAAAGGAAAGUGAAAAAGUAGUGAAGCAGAUCCCAGCAAAUAAAACACCAUGAAAUCGGAAUUGUUAACUCUGACCCUGCUCGGUAUUAUAAUUUCGAAUUUGGAUUUGCAAGUGUUAGCCCAUCCGGAGCGCUACAAUCGGCUUCCCUUCCGCGGACAUUCGCAGGUCGGUGGGGGGCAGGACCCCGCCCACCGGGAGAACCGAGAUGACCUCUGCACCCAGUGCUUCUGUUCGCACAUCAAGGCCAUCUGUGACUUCCAGCAAAAUAAGACGCUGUCGAGCGUUUUUAACAAUAAAUACGCGGUGCCGCUAAACAUCAAGUACAUAGAGGUGCGACUGACGGCCGGCACCCAGUUCGUCCUGCAUGAGAACCUGUUCCAGGACAACCAGGUCAACUACUUCGGCGUGAUCGGAGUGAAGGAUAACGAUCAGGUGGAGAUGACCAGCAAUGCCUUUUUCCACAACAAAGGCGGCUAUCCGAGCAUCGAGAUUAGCAAGGUGUCGUCGGUGUUUCUCCAAGAUAAAUUCCUGCCAGGUGCGGAAUUCAAGCUGCUGGUGGAUGACGUCGAUAAGCUGGUGGUGUUCCCCAAUGCCUUCCAAAUGACCAAUUUGGACUGCACCCUCAGAAGGAUCAGGCAUCUGGAGCUGAUGAAGAACGCCUUUAAUCCCGGCGGUGCCACGUAUGGGAUAAAUCUUCGCGUGGAGAAUUCUACAAUCGAUCAGCUGGGCAUCUUUGGCGUGUCCAUGAGCAAGGUGAGCCUAGUGGGCUGCCACAUCGGCAGGAUCAUGAGCAACGCCUUCGAUGUGACCAGCAUUAAGGAGCUGUUCAUCGAUGAUUGCGACAUUGCGGUUAUCGAGUCCCAGGCGCUGACCAACAAGCUGCACAGUGAUAAGGUGGCCAUUCUGAGCACGGUUAUCGGUACAAUUGAGGGCCAGGCGAUCAGCCAAAGCGGCAUUACCACCAUGAUUAUGUCAGGGAACACAAUCAACAAGAUCUGUUCGAAUGGCAUUCAAAUAGUGGCCGUGAACCUCUUCAUUCGCAACAACACAAUGCGCCACUUGGAGCCCAAUUGGCUGAGUGUCGGCCAGGCCGAUCAAGUGGCCAUCGAGGACAAUAGCUUCGAUAACUAUGGCCGCUGUGAGCUGAACAUUGGCUCCUCGAACUGCAGUUUUCGCAACAAUAAACUGCAACAUCCGCAGGCGGGCAGCCUGAAUUUCACGUGCCGCGUUCACCAGGUGCGCGUGGGUCGCGAGUGCACCUGCGACAAGUCCUGGCUAUCGGCUCUGACCGAUCACGAUCUGGAGUCGGAGGUGAUGUGCCAGGUGGCGGAACGGCAUGGUGGAUGCUUCAAUGCCACUAGCACAGAUCUGCGGCGAUUUGUGAAUGAGGCAUGCGGUGGAAAUGCGACGAUGCGCGAGUGCAUCGCUGGUCAGUGGCAUGCAAAGUCGGCCAGCGAUCAGUUGAGCGGCACCAGCAAAUACCACAUCACCUGGAUAGCCUGUCUGAUUGCGGGCGUUACCCUGGCGAUUGUCCUGGUUGUGGGCGUGGUCUUCAGAUGCUGGCACUCCAGUGGUGGUGGACGAAAUAGCAACGACAUUUGCCUGAUUGCCGAGGACAUUCGCGAACAGUUGCAGCAGAGGGCCAGUGUGCUGAAGGUUGGCGAUGGCACACGGAACUCCAUCAUGAAACUUAUAAAUGGGCAGUUCAGCAAGGAGGUCUGUCAUACGAGGAUCAUGUCAUUCCUGGGGGACCUGAAGCACAAAUCGCCGGAGAUUGAGGCACUGCUGUUCCAGCACAUUGCCCAGUGUCACAUGAAUCCGCCGACGGGCGAUGGCUACGGGCCAGGUGCUGGUCCAACCUCACCCAGCGCACCCAGUCCGAAUCCCAGUGAGGGCGGCUUCGACGAGGAGCCCGUCUACCAGGAGCCCGAUCAACAGCGUCCACUCAUCUGCGGCGAGUACUCAUCGCCGCCGCACCAUCUUGUCGAGAAUCCGUACUCGGAGCCGUUUAAUGCAACGAAUGCGAACGACAUGCCACCGCCAUAUCAAUAUGCCACGCCCAUGCGCAUUCUCACGCCCCCACAGCAACUGCAACAGCCAUCGACGAUGGCCAAUUAUGCCACGCCCGUGUGGCGGUCCACGCCGAGUGCCACGCCCACCAGUCGACCGCCUUCGGGGUCACAGGGUCAGCAGGGGUCAGCCACAGCGCCAAGGGCAGUCAAGGAUCUGAGGCAAGCUCUCCAGAAUUCCCCACAAUUCCAUCCCAAUCAGCUGACCUCAGCGCGCAACCAAAGACAGAUCCUGCAGAACCUGCCGGUCCAACCGCCGCCCUACAGUCACAGUCACGGUCACGGUCAAAGGUCACAGGUCAGGGGUCAGCGGAGGCGCAGCUUCGAGUGCCUCGACGGCGCCGCCAGCCUGGCGGCCAUGGAGCACAUGGACUCCGGUUCGGAUCACUCCGGCGGCAGCGAUGUGACUGUCCAAAUUGCCGAUGUGAUCGACUAUGCGGAUGCCUAAAAGUAUGCAGAAAGUAUAACAUAUAUAUAUACUCCUAUAUAUAUAUAUAUAUCUGCCACAACUGUCACACCUGCCACCCAAAAAAAAAAAAAAAAAACUUUGAAAAAAAGAGGAAAACACCAGCCAGCAGCAGCGCCCAAAACAAAAACGAUAAAACUUUGUGAUAUUCAAACAUUUUCUCUGGAUUUGCGAACGAAUGGAGAAGAUCUACAUUUAUGUAGUUAUAGCUAGAGAGAAACAAUCGAGAGGAGCGGCGUCAACCGCCAAUAACAUAAGCUAGUUUAAGUUGAUUUAAAUAAACGAGUCCUUCCAGACCGCUCGACUGA